Molecule: messenger RNA, 1118 nt
Organism: Ricinus communis (castor bean)
Lineage: Eukaryota; Viridiplantae; Streptophyta; Magnoliopsida; Malpighiales; Euphorbiaceae
Product: protein TIC 20-II, chloroplastic
Exons: 1
Coding region: 211-840 (209 amino acids)
Source: RefSeq, a predicted model, not a curated record
AAAAGGUUCAUGUCAUCAGUUUAAAGCUCCAGUGCUGGUGAUGAGCAUAUGAUAGGUGAAAAACGAAAAUAAAAAAUAAAAGAUUACGGUUGUCAGUAUUACUGGAGUGCCCAAUAAUGUGUUGGUUUCAUAUGUAAUUGUAAAGGGACCGUCCUCCUCCCUCACUGAUACUAGUAGCUUCAAUACCAGUAGUAGUAAAUUAGAGAGGAAAUGGCGUCUACUUCAUUUCUUCGCUUGUCCCCAAUUCUCCCCCCAAAGUCCCUGAUAAAACCCUAUCUUUUCUCUUCCUUAACUCCACCUUUACCCCUCUCUCUCAAGACCCCAUUAAAAACUACCCACCUUUCUCAAAAACCCACCACUUGCAUGUCCUACAAUCCAACUCCCGCAACAGAUCGUUUAAUCUCAGCCGUUGCUUACACUCUCCCCUUUUUCAAUUCGCUCCAAUACGGCCGUUUCCUUUUUACCCAAUACCCUUCUCUCGGUUUUCUAUUCGACCCUUUAAUUCCUCUCUUAAGCCUCUAUAGAUCAAUCCCCUAUUCUAGUUUUGUAGCUUUCUUUGCUCUCUACUUGGGUGUUGUUAGAAACCCUAGUUUUAGUCAUUAUGUUAGGUUUAAUUCAAUGCAAGCUGUCACCUUGGAUGUACUUUUGGUGAUUCCUUUGCUUUUGGCAAGGAUUUUUAAUCCUGGUCGAAGUGGCUUAGGGUUUAAGUUGAUGGUUUGGGGUCAUAAUGCUGUGUUUUUGUUUAGUUGUUUUUGUUUUGUUUAUGGGUUAGCGAGUUCUGUUUUGGGCAAGACUCCUUAUUUGCCGUUUGUUGGUGAAGCUGCUGGUAGGCAAAUUUAGUCAACUAGCAUAAACGAUUGGUCUUCUAAUGGUAUCUUCUCCAUGCGUACAAAACGAUUGAAGCACGAGGUACAAGUGGCUGAAGCUCUGAAAUAAUGAGGCUAGGUUGGGAAUGUUCCUUUUAGGGGGUUUUUUCUUGACUUUGUGAGUAACUGAGUUUAUGUGUACUCUUAGAGUCUCUUUGCAAGCUUAUCUUUUAAUCAUGUUUUUUUUUUUUUCCGUUAUGAAUGUUAUUGCGCAUGAAUUAUGAAUGAACUAUUUAAUUUGAUUUUGACAAA